This is a messenger RNA of Stylophora pistillata, 6505 nucleotides long. RefSeq lists its product as uncharacterized. Lineage: Eukaryota; Metazoa; Cnidaria; Anthozoa; Scleractinia; Pocilloporidae. Gene Ontology annotation, cellular component: nuclear replication fork. The record is from RefSeq and is a predicted model, not a curated record. Gene Ontology annotation, biological process: replication fork processing; DNA repair. Gene Ontology annotation, molecular function: zinc ion binding; ATP binding; DNA endonuclease activity.
AUGGCGACCAAUUCGAUAAGCUUGAAGUUUUUGCCUCGUCCUCUGCGAAGAGCUUUGCUUGAUUUUCAAAAAGAGGGUGUUCGAUUUGGAAUAAGAAAACAAGGAAGAUGUCUGAUUGGAGACGAGAUGGGACUAGGGAAAACCCUUCAAGCAAUCAGUAUCGCAUAUUAUUACAAAGAUGCCUGGCCACUGUUGAUUGUGGUGCCAUCCUCUGUCAAGUUCUCCUGGAUUGAUGAGAUUGAGAAAUGGCUGCCUGAGUUUGAACCACAUGAUUUGAAUCUCAUAAGAUCAGGCUGCGAUAUCAGUAACCUUGGAAAGGCCAUGAUUCAUGUUGUGGGUUAUGGUCUACUGAGCGUAGCAACCUCUAAGUUGUUGCUUGAAGCUCUGGAAAACCAUAAGUUGAAUAUUGUCAUACUUGAUGAAUCACAUUACUUAAAGAACAGGCAGUCAGUGCGCACAAAGCAUCUGCUUCAAAUCUGCAAGAAAGCCAAGCAUGCCAUUCUGUUGAGUGGAACUCCUUCACUAGCUAGACCUAGGGAGCUAUUUCCUCAGCUGAACAUUGUUUGUCCAGGCAAGUUUGGUUCCUUCAGUCAUUUUGUUAAAAGAUACUGUGAUGCACGGGAUGUAUUUUUCAGAGGGAAGAGGGGUUAUGACACAAGUGGUGCAUCAAACCUUGAUGAGCUGUAUCAUCUCCUGAAAACCCAUGUCAUGAUAAGACGUCUUAAGAAAGAGGUGCUGACUCAGUUACCACCAAAGAGAAGACAAAAAGUGAUUUUUGACAUCUCAGAGUCCAACAGUAAAUACAACACAGAAUUGAAGCAGAUCAUGAAAGACUUCAGGAAAUGUUCUGCCAUUAUUAAUGGGUCAAUCGCAGAUGAUCAGUCAAUUGAGUCACCUCUGACAGAAAUCAGACGCCUAUCAACGCUUGUUUAUCACUACACUGGCCUUGUCAAGAUUGGUCCAGUUCUGAAGUACAUUGAAGACUUGGCUCAGGGAAUGGAUGGCAAAUUUAUUGUGUUCUUCCGUCAUCGCCUUGUACGUCAAGCGAUCGAGGCAAAGUUGGUGGCCUUGAAACUAAAAUAUAUUUGCAUUGCGGGUGAUGUUCCAUCCGGAAUCAGAGGGGAAUUAGUUCAUUCAUUUCAAACCGACACACAAGUACGAGUUGCAGCCCUGUCCAUCGAAGCAGCUUCUUUUGGACUCACUCUCACUGCAGCCCAUCAUGUAGUGUUCGCGGAGCUUCAUCACACUCCAGGUGUUAUUAUACAGGCUGAGGACAGAGCUCACAGGAUAGGGCAGACACUACCGGUUAACAUUCAUUACUUGAUUGCCAAAGGGACUGUGGAUGAGAUACUGUGGUCGCUUAUCAGACGCAAGGUCUACGUUACUACUACCACCUUGGAUGGGAAAUGUAAAGAUCUUGAGACAGAGGAUGCAGAUGAAGAUCUGGGUCGGAAGUUGUCAGCAUGUGCUGCAUGGAUCCAAGAACAAGAGGAAGGUGCUGAGGACCUGGAAGAUUUCGUAAUUGAGCAGCUUACAUCAAAAGCUGGCAAAAAGGAUCAAGGGCAGAGAGAUCUUCGUUCUUUUUUUGUCGCAACACCAGUUUCAUCAAAGUCAACUUCCUUCGAAAACAGCGCUUGUAGUCACUAUACGACGGUCCCUAUAGACAAAAAUGCAAAACUGGGUGUGACCAGGAAAACAGCGGGGGAUCCAAUAUAUGUGCUGGACAAAGAAGAAGACGGUUUAUCGACUUGGGAUGGUUUGAAGAAUGAUGCUCCUAUUUCGGCAGUGCCUGAUUUUGUGCAAAUCCCCGAGGAAAAACCUCUCAAGAAAGACACUAAGUCUUGCGCAGAAAGUCGCGAAAACUGCGAAAAUCUUAGAACUGACUUCAAACCUGGUAAAGAAGCAUUAAAGGAAAAAGGAUGUCCACUUAAGCUAAAAACAUUAAAGUUCAAGAAAGGGAGACAUGGCAAGCUAUCAUUUGCGGAAGGCAAAACAAACACAAAACAGUGUCAACAAAAAACCAACUGCAAUAGUCUUCUGAAUUCUUUCGGAAAUGAUCCUGAGACGGAAUCACAGACACUGCGAGGCUAUCUUGAUAAUGAAGAUGAACCUGAAAUUACAAAUUUAGAAGAUUCACAAAAUAUUAGAGAGAAGUAUGAUUGCUUGGGUGGAGGUUUGAAGGCAAGAGACCGAGAAUUUUUUACCUAUUUACAAGAAGCUGAUAUAGAGUGUGUAGAAGUGGUCUGUAAACGGACAUCAAGACUGUUACAGGACCGUCAAGGUGGCUUCAAUGACAGUACUACCGAAAGAAUGAAACACAAAAUAGGACGUACAGUUAAUGAUUCGCAAAAUUCAUUUGUAACAAGUCAAGGUUCCAAAGGAGGAUCUCCUUCAAGAGAUUCUGGCGAACUUGACAUGUUAGAUCCACCCAAGGGAACGUCAGAUGUAGUCAACGGGGACACUGAUGGCUUGCGCGAUAAAAUUGGAAAGUUACAAAAUAGGCAAGUAACAGACUCUUGCACAAAUUCCUGUGGUCUUUAUGUAGAGGAAAUUGGGAAUAAAUCUGACAUAGAUUCUGCUGAGAAAAGGAAGAUGCCUUCUCCCUCUGAUCAAGGAAGACAAAGUCUUGAAAACGGUUCUUCCUAUUUUAACAUUGUUUCUUUAGAAGAUGGAGCUACUGCAAUUGAAGGUGUUUUGUGCGAGAGGAGUAACAACCUACGAUAUGGAACUAGACUGAACCAACCUUCAAAAGAGAGCCUAAGACGUGCAAGAGGCGAUGUUUUCAAUCCCCCAGAGAAUUCAUCACGAGAUCAUGAAAAUAAGGAAUGUUUGCCGAUUAAAGAGGAUGAAAAUGCCAGUAUCACUGCAGUGCCUUAUGAUGACGAUUCAUCAGAUGAUUUCCAAGAUAUCGAAUUUAAAAAUACUCAAGUUGCCAAUCUACUGGUCGCACAGAGGCCCACCAAAAAGCGGAAGGCCACUAACAAAUCGAAACAAAAGACUGCAAACCGAGGAGCCAAGACUUGUAACAAGGAUAAGCAACCGCCUGCCGAUUGGCCCUGUGGUGCAUGUACUUUUAUUAAUGAUGGGCAGCUUUUGGAGUGUUCCAUCUGCUUCACACCUCGUGCAAAUAUUGACGAGACCACGAGCACUGUCGACAAUGAAGAUCUAUGCAUCAAAAGUAUCGGUGGACAAGGUUAUGAUGACGUUUGUAUUUCAGAUAAAAUGGACCAAUAUGAAGCUGGAGUAGACUGUACAGAUACCAGUUCUACCAGUGUAGAUCGUGGCAGGACCAAUGGAGUAGUGAAACAUGAGUCAUCGCAGAUUUCUUUUGGCUCUGCCCAAAUGACGUUUCCUAUCAGCACUGGGCAGACUGAAGAACCACAUGCUUCUGAAAAGACUAUUGUCCAUAACUUGUCGAGUGAGUGGAUGAUAACACUGCCAAAUGAUUCAAGGACUGACAGCAAAUCUUCUAUCCGUGGUGCUAAUUUAGCUGUUCGCGAUAGUGCUUCUAGUCAUGUUGCUGCUCCUGGUUUACCUCCUUGGUCGUGCUCGGCUUGCACCUUUUUGAACUUGUUUGAAAUGAUUGAAUGUUCAGUAUGUCUGACUCCAAAACGGCGAAGCCGGAGGGUGAGUGCAAAAAAGAAUCUACUUACAGUGGAAACUGGAAAGGAGGUCAAUGCGUGCGAGAUGACUCUAAGUGGCAAGAGGCGACGGAAAGGAAAUAAGAAUGUAAAAGACCAUAAUCCACAGGACAUGGAUGUAGAAGCAGGUACGGAGGCACGCUCAGCUCGUUUGGAGGAAUGUAUCAACAACACAACAGCUCAACGUGAUCGUGACAUUUCAUUGGCGGGAGAUGAAGGCUUGACACCAGAACCAUUGGGAUCAUCCCCUGUAACAGAUAGUAGCAGUCACACGCAGUAUGGCCAUGAAAUCUUUAGAGAAGAGAUUCCUGGAGAGGUCACCUCUAACCCUCGAAAGCGACUUAAGCUGGAUGAGGUCGAAGGAGAAAGUAGCAUCCGUGUUGUUUCAUAUGAUUCAGAAAUUGUGUGCAGUAACAGCACUAUAAAGUGUUCGUAUGCAAUGUCCUCUCCUGUAUCUUCAUACGAGCUAAUGGCUGCCACACCCCCCGACGAUAAAGGCGUAGAUGUAGUUCGUCCACUCAACUGUGUUCUUUCCUCAGAUGAAGAAGAACUAGAACUUAGAAACGAUCAUAAAUCAAGGAACUGUAAAAUUGAAAAUAGUGAUUUGGAAAUGGACUGCGAACAACUUGACGUUUCAGAUCAUUCAGUGACUGAACAGUGCAGUGGAGUUUCUUCGACAGUUUCCUCUUAUGGGAAGAGGGGUGGCCAUUUGCCAUCUUCCCAAAAGUCGGAAAUUAUCAAGGUCAUGGAGGAACUUGAAGAGCUGAAGGCUGCAGCAGAAGAACUGUUUAAUUCAGAAUGGGAAGACGACGAGCGUUGGUGGGAAGAAGAGAGUUCCUUUGGAGAAAGUUCAUUUGCCUCUAGUAGUGAAACAGUGUCAAGUAGUCCAACAGUUACAAGGCCAGGAUUUACAAAGUGCUCCGAACUGUGUUCAGUCACAGAGCUUAAAAAGAAGCUUGAAGCAGAUACUAAACAACUAAAUGAUACCCGGCGGCCCAAGACUGUUCAUAAACCUCAAUCUGCUAAGGGUAUCCCUGAAAGUAAGGAAGCCACGCCACUAGCAAAUGAUCAUACUUUAAGACCUGAGUUGGAUCCAGGGGGGGAAGAGGAGAAAGAAGAUGAAGAAGACGCCCCCCCUGAAGCGAUGAAGUUGAAAUUCUGUUUAAGUCGUUACACAGAACGGUUAUAUUUGUACUCCCAGGAUGGCCUUCCUCUUGGAAUUAAUUUUUGCAUGUCUGAUGUUAAGAACUGCAACAUGGAAGAUUUACCCGCCAUUCUUCUUCAUGAAGAAAAUUUAACGCAAAUUAAAAGAUUCCUUGAAAAAUGGAGGAGGGUGGGAGAGGGGAAGAAACGAAUACUCCGAAAAUCAGGACUUGUGUUUGAUGAUCCUUUGGAAGCUUACGAGUGUGCAAGAAAGGGUAUGUCCAGGACAUCCAGCUAUGUUCGACACCCUUCAAAGGAAACGCAGAUUCAGGCUGUUCACAAUACCGCAGAAGAAGUCGGAGGAAAGGUUCGGGUGGUAAAGAAACCCCAAGUUGUAGAAAACAAAAGGAAGAAAACCGAUCACGCUAAGAACAAAACAGAUGGUGCAGAGGAGGCCGAGUGCCCAGUACCUACCAGCCGCACACAAGUAUGUGCCUCAAACAGAAUCUCCGAGGAUAAGACCUACACGUAUCACCAGGCCGUGACGGCUGAUGGGAUACCACUAUGUUUGUCCUGUAAGGGCCCAGUGGAGUUCGUAGAGACACUGAGGUGUUCAGAUUGGGAUACCAGAUUCUGUUCGCAUGACUGCAAACAGGAAUAUCAGGUACGUGGAAGUGGUACGACGGCAAGGAGAGCUUUGUUUGAAGCAGAAAGAGGAAUUUGCCAGCUGUGUUCAAUGGACGCCCACAACUUGUACCAAAAUGUCGUCGCGUUACCUGUCAGAGAUCGGCCAAAAUUCUUGGCUCAGACUCCAUACUCAGCUUUGCCAAAUCAAACUUUGAAGAAAAUGAUAAUGGAGCCAAAGGAGGGAAUGUUCUGGGAAGCGGACCACAUCACACCUGUGUCAGAGGGAGGCGGUGAAUGUGGAUUAGAUAACCUAAGGACCCUGUGCGUCAUAUGCCACAGGAAGGCUACUACUGAAUUAAACAAAAGACUAAAACAACGGAGGGUGCUAGAGCAGGUUGCUGGCUAUGCUGAUAUAUCAACGUUCUUUCAUCCACUUACCUGAGGAGGGACAUCAUAUAAUUCUAAGCCAGAUAGCAAAGUGCUAUAGAGGUGAACGGCAAAGGUGUGUCGCACAGAAUAAACAGGCCUUAUAUUAGAUUUAUUUUCAGUUUUGUUUCAAACUUUAAACAUCUGUCCUCUAUGUUGUAACUUCCUCUCUGAAGAAGAGACCAAAUAUGUUCCUUUUGUGUAUCUCGAUAUUUGGAAAACAAGCUAAUAAGGAAAUAUACCGGGGGCAAACCCGUAUUCAACUUAGCAAACAAAAUACUUUUCAGAGGCUGCAUUUCAAACAAUCGAGACUCAGCAAAUUUGAUUGCUCAAGACUUGUGUGUAAUUGUGUUGGGUUACGUUUAAUUUCAUACGGGAAAAAGAUCAGGUGUGAUACUUUAACUGAGGGAAAACAACCUCAAAGUAAUAAAUAACAAAACCAUUUUUUUGUGUUUUUAUUGAAAGUUUUGUUAUCAUUUUGGCACGAAACAGUAAAAUAUAUAUAGCGAGAUACUAAAGAAAAAAUUUUUUACGAAAUAAUAUUGAAUGGUGAUUUUCACCAAAUUAUCAGAUGCUAAAGUGGCUGUGAUAACCUCAAAAUAAUCAGUAACAACAUUUUUGUUUGUUUUUUUUUUUAAUUGAAAUUUGUUUUAUCAUUUUUGACACGA